AUGCUCGUCAACAAGAAGCUCGACCGCUUCAAGCAAUGGGCGGGAGAGAAGAUGGGUGGGGAGGUCAAGACGGGCGUCUCCGACGACUUCAAAGCCCUCGAGACUGAGAUGAACCUCCGCCAUGAGGGUAUGGACCGCAUGCAGAGGUCUAUGACCGUUUACGUGAAGUCGCUCUCUGAGCGCGCCCAGGGCACCGACCGCGAGAAGAUGCUGCCGGGCGGCCACCUUGGCUCCUCCAUGGUCUCCCAUAGCGAGGACUUUGAACCCGACUCGGAAUUUGGCAACUGCCUUUCCUCGCUUGGACGAGCGAACGAGCGCCUGGCGCGUGUACAGGAGACGUAUGUGCAGGGCGCCACUUCUACAUGGUUGGAGGGCUUGGACCGUUCCUUGGCUCAAAUGAAAGAGUAUCAGAAUGCUCGCAAGAAGCUCGAACAACGCCGACUAAACUAUGACACAUCCCUCGCAAAGAUGCAAAAGGCGAAGAAGGAGGACUUCAGGGUCGAGGAGGAGCUCCGCGCACAGAAGGCCAAAUAUGAGGAGUCGAGCGAGGACGUUUACAGGCGGAUGCAGGACAUCAAGGAGUCAGAAGUCGAGAUGGUUCAGGAUCUCACUGCAUUCCUCGAGGCCGAGCUUACGUACUACGACCGUUGCCGCGAGAUCCUAUUGAACGUCAAGCGCGAGUGGCCAAUUCAGGACACUGGCUUGAACCGCUCACGCUCGCGAUCACACUCGACCGCCCAUGGCUACGCUGAGCGUUACAACCCACGCGAGGAAGAGCCGGAACCAGAGGCACCGCGUAUUACUAUUCCUAAGCUCGCCUCCCGCAAUCUCUCGCCGCACGGCAACCCUUCGCCCGUCACCCGCCCCACAUAUAGCCGUCAAACGACCUUCGAUAGCCCAACCCGCUCCGUGCGUGACGAUUCACCCGCCCGGAACCGACUUUCCCGCGUCCCGACCGAACCGACCGCAAUGUUGGCCGGUCGCAGUAACUUGCGUCCAGUGCGACAAACCAACACUUUUGCAGAUGAAUACGAAGACGAUUACGCCAACGCCAGCGCCAACGGACACCAUCAACCAUAUAGACGAGACAGAUCGCCACCCAGCCCCACGACUAGCAGCCAGGGCAGUGUCAUGUCUCGCGCCGCAUCUUGGUCGAACCACGAUCUGCCCCUCGCGGGCAAGAAAGCUCCCCCACCGCCGCCGCCAUCGAGGGCUAAAAAGCCGCCGCCACCUCCCCCGCCGAUGAAGCGAAGUGCGUUGAGCUCCUCUGAGGUCUCGCAUUAUUAG
Molecule: messenger RNA, 1287 nt
Organism: Didymosphaeria variabile
Lineage: Eukaryota; Fungi; Ascomycota; Dothideomycetes; Pleosporales; Didymosphaeriaceae
Exons: 5
Coding region: 1-1287 (428 amino acids)
Cellular component (GO): cytoplasm
Molecular function (GO): protein binding
Source: RefSeq, a predicted model, not a curated record